CGGCCGAGCCCGCAUCUGGGCGCUGCGAGGGGCGGGCCGGGGCGCGGCCGGCGGCGGGGCCGGCGCGAGCAGGAGGAAGUGGGUCGGCGCGGCCGCGGGAGCCGGCGGGCAGCGCGCAGAGUCCCCGGGCCAGGAGCCGCGCGUCUCCGGUGAAGACGGAUGCUAGGAGCCUGUGGGUAAGAGCUCUGCGAAGACUUCAGCUAUAAAAAUGUGCAGCCGUCGCUUCGCCAAGCACCCUCAGCUGUGACCGAAAUUGCAGCGCCCGCGCCCGCAGCCAGGUGCGGCCACUGCCCAGCGCAGAGGACCAUGGAGCUCUCGGACAGCGACCGCCCCAUCAGCUUCGGCUCCACGUCCUCCUCGGCCUCCUCCCGGGACAGCCACGGCUCGUUUGGCAGCAGAAUGACCUUGGCAUCUAGCAGCCACCUGGGCUUGUUCCCCCAGGAUAAGGACGCCGGGGCCAUCAAGCUGGAGCUGGUGCCCGCCAGACCCUUUUCCAGCAGCGAGCUGCCCAGGGACAGCCCCUCGGGGCCACCGGGCGCCAAGGAGGGCAGUGAAAGGCAGCCCCGGACGCCCUGGAGGGCCGAAGCCAACGGGAUGGCCAAAGCCGGCGCUCAGUCAGCCGCGAGUCCUAAGCUGCUCUACGUAGAUCGUGUGGUCCAGGAGAUUGUGGAGACCGAAAGGACGUAUGUGCAAGAUCUGAAAAGCAUCGUAGAGGAUUACCUUGACUGCAUCAGGGGUCAAACGAAACUUCCUCUGGGCAUGGAAGAAAGAUCCGCACUUUUUGGAAAUAUUCAGGAUAUCUACCACUUCAACAGUGAACUUCUGCAAGAUUUGGAAAACUGUGAAAAUGAUCCGGUGGCCAUAGCAGAAUGCUUUGUGUCCAAGAGUGAAGAGUUCCACAUUUACACCCAGUACUGCACCAACUACCCCAGCUCGGUGGCCGUGUUAACCGAGUGCAUGAGGAACAAGACGCUGGCCAAAUUCUUCAGGGAACGGCAGGAGACUCUGAAGCACUCGCUGCCUUUGGGGUCCUAUCUGCUGAAACCUGUCCAGCGGAUUCUCAAGUACCACCUCCUCUUGCAUGAAAUAGAAAAUCACCUCGCCAAGGACACAGAAGGUUAUGACGUGGUGCUUGAUGCCAUCGACACCAUGCAGCGGGUAGCCUGGCACAUCAAUGACAUGAAACGGAAGCACGAGCACGCCGUGCGCCUGCAGGAGAUCCAGAGUCUGCUCACUAACUGGAAAGGACCGGACCUGACCAGCUACGGAGAGCUGGUGCUGGAAGGCACCUUCCGCAUCCAGAGGGCCAAGAACGAGCGGACGCUGUUCCUCUUCGACAAGCUGCUUCUCAUCACCAAGAAGAGAGACGACACCUUCACCUACAAAGCUCACAUCCUGUGUGGCAAUCUCAUGCUCGUGGAAGUGAUCCCAAAGGAGCCACUCAGCUUCAGUGUCUUCCACUAUAAGAAUCCCAAACUGCAGCAUACGGUUCAGGCUCGAUCCCAGCAAGACAAACGCCUGUGGAUUCUUCACUUGAAGAGACUCAUCCUGGAGAAUCACGCGGCGAAGAUUCCAGCGAAGGCCAAGCAAGCAAUACUGGAGAUGGAUGCCAUUCACCACCCCGGCUUCUGCUACAGCCCUGAGGGAGAGACGAAAGCCUUCUGCGCUCCGAAAAACAGCUCCACCCCCUACCGCCUUCGGAGGAAGUCAGAACCUUCCUCGAGGACACAUAAGGUUUUAAAGACCAGUGAAACGGUGCAGGACAUCCAAAAGGCGGCGUCCAGAGAGGAGGGGUCCCCGCGGCUGCCUUGCGCGGGCCCCACCCCCGCGCAGAGAGGCGGCCAGCCUGGCGGCAGCGGCGCUGCCAGGGGCGAGGCCCUGGUGGGCACACGGAGCAUCUGGACCGACCACCAGAUCCGCCAGGCGCUGUUCCCCAGCCGCCGCUCCCCGGAGGACGACGACGACGACGACUACCAGAUGUUCCUGCCGUGCGAGGACAGCGCAGCCAGCCGCCCCUGCAGCUGGCACCUGGGGCAGAUGGAGGCCUCGGGCAGCCCCGGCCCCGGCCACCGCGUGGUCCGGCGGGCCAGCAGUGCGGGCGAGAGCAACACGUGCCCGGCGGCCGAAGGCAGGACCCGGGACAGUGGCAGCGCCCGGGCCAGCACGGUCAGGGGGCUGCAGGACGGGGCCCCCGCGGGUGCGCAGGAGGACGCCACCACGCCCUUCGGGUCGUCUCUGGAGCUGACCGCGGACCCCCUGGACCACGUGUAUGACAACAUCAGCUACGAGGACUUAAAGCUCCUGGUGGCGCGGAGAGAGGCCUUGGAAACCUCGACCCCCAAGCCCCCCACCCGGGGCUCCGUUCGCCCCAAGAGCACCCCGGAACUGGCCUUCUCCAAAAGGCUGGCGGGCCACGAGCAGGGCGCUCUGCGUCCCGCCGGAGAGGGACCCCUGCCCGGCCAGGCCGCGGCCACCCCCGGCGCGCGGGAGCUGGAGGAAGAGGAGGAGGAGGAGGAGAACAUCUACGACACCAUCGGGCUGCCCGAGCCGCCGCCGCCCGGCGACUUCAGGGCCGGCAGCCUCAAGCCGCCCAAGAGGACCAGCUUCCUGGGCCUGGACGCGGACUUCGCCUGCUGUGACAGCCUGCGGCCCUUCGUGUCCCAGGACAGCCUGCAGCUGAGCGAGGACGAGGCCCCGCCUGCCCACAGGGACGCCGAGUACCUGAGCGCCCUGUACGGCGCCUCCCCCCGCGCCAAGUCCCUGUCGGACAAGCUGUCGGAGGAGGUGGACGAGAUCUGGAACGACCUGGAGAAUUACAUCAAGAAGAACGAGGACAAGGCUCGGGAGCGGCUGCUGGCCGCCUUCCCGGUCAGCCAGGACGACGUGCCCGACGGGCCCCGCGCCCAGGGCCGCCCCGCGCCGGCCAGCCCGGAGGCAGCCCGCGCCCCGUCCACCCUCUCACUGCUGCCCGGGAGUCACCCCCUGGGCUCCCCGCUGAAAGGCAGGCCGGGCCGGGCCGGCCGCGCCCACUGGCCUCAGGAAGGUGACCGCGGGGCCCAGGAAGACUCGAGGGUCACCCUGAGCCAGCUCUCGCUGGCCAGCGAGAUGUCUCCGCUGGGAAAUCCCUACGAGCUGGUCAACAGCCAUCUGCCCCUGGCGGACCCAGAAGCAGCAGAGCUGGAGCUGGACCCCACGGAUAAGACCAGGAGCCGAGUGUUCAUGAUGGCCCGGCAGUACAGCCAGAAGAUCAAGAAGGCCAACCACCUGCUGAAGGCCAAGGGCCCCGAGCCCCAGCAGCCCCCGGCUGGCCAGGCACACACAGCCGCGCCCCGGGACCUGGCCGCCAUCCUGGAGGACAAGAAGCAAGGAGGGCCCGCCAUCGGUGCCAGGAUCGCCGAAUAUUCCCAACUGUAUGACCAGAUCGUCUUCCGAGAGACCCCAGUGAAACUGCAGAAGGAUGGCUGGGCCUCCCCCCAACCACCGUCGGGCCCAGCGGCCUCUGCCUCGGCAUCCCCCGCCCAGCUCGUCAGCGAGGACUGGCUUUUGAAUUCGACCUACAGUAACGGGGAGUUGGCAGAUUUCUGCCCGCAGUCCGAGCUAGACCUGAGGUCCAAGUACCCCACGUUAGAGCCCGGCAGGAGGACCAUGCCUCGGAAGCUGUCCACAGCCUUCUCCGUGCCUUCGCUCCAGACGGCCGACCCUCUGCUGGGCUCCGUGCAGAGACGCAGUGUGAUCGUGAAUCAGCCCAACAAAGACCCCUCGGGUCAGGGGCCCCUCUACAACUCCCUGGGGCGGAAGGGGCCGGGGGUGCCCCCGCAGCCCUACAGCCGGUCCCAGUCAUCAUCUUCCAUCCUGAUCAACAAGUCCCUGGACUCCAUCAGCUACCCCGGGGAGCUGGGGCAGCCCCAGCCGCUGACCCCGCACACAGGCACCCGUGGGGACAGCCUCCAGGAUCUGCUGCCCAGGAUGGCUGAGUCUAGUCCGCAGGGCGGGGACAGACACUCCGACCUCACCCUCCAGGAUGCGCAGAAGGUCCUGGUCGUGAACAGAAACGUGCCCUUAAAAGCCCAGAUCGCCACCCAGAACUAUUUCUCCAAUUUCAAAGAGACUGACGCGGAGGAAGAUGACUAUGUGGAGAUCAAGUCAGAGGAGGACGAGGCCGAGUUCGAGCUGACUCACCAUCGUCGGGCGAAAUCGGACCCCAAGCUCGUGGACAGUUACUUCCCCCAUAGCCUCGGCAGCAAGGACCCCGCAUAUGCCUUGGGUAGCCCUUGCACUCCCAAAAAGCCAAUGGGUGGCAGCCUGGGCCUUGCGCCUUAUCUGACCCCGUACAACGAGGCCGACAGGCUGAACGACUAUCUCUGGCGGGGCCCGUCUCCCACUCAGCAGAACAUUGUCCAGUCGCUAAGGGAGAAAUUUCAGUGUCUCAGUUCUAGCAGCUUCGCCUAAGGUUUUUCUCCAAGGUUGCCGGGGGAAAUCGUGCACCGGAGGCGGUGUUUUGUUUGUACCCAGUUGAAACCGUUUUGUAAUAGCCAGAGGUGUAAAAUAUACUUUUCUUUUAUGGCACAAGUGUUUUGAGACUGCUGAGGGGGCAGCCCGCAGUGGUCCGUCCCCAAAGCCUGCCUCUGAACAGGGCGUCCAGGGCUGUUGGUUUCUCCACGUUGCAUGGAAGUCAAAUCUGACUUGGCAUUUUUUUUUUUUUGUUUUUAGGCUUGGUUAGUUCCCCCCCCCACGCCGCCCAGUCAAGCACGAUGACCAUGACAUUUUGUUUUGUUUCCUUGACAAGAGUGCUGAGAUUUUAAGAAAUGCCACAUCAUCCUUUCUAGAGCCACACGGAAGUUUGAGUCCCACGUGACAAGAAGGCCGUUUCCCCUGGUUAGGAAGGAAAAAAAAAAAAACAAAGUCGAUUGCUGAGCUGUACUAGCAUGUUAAGUUUGGCAGCAAGAUCAGAGUAUCAAACUCUCUAACUCUGUCUGCAGCGGCCGAGUUAGGGAUUCUAACCCGGGGGUUUCGCCACAAAGCAAAAAUUGGGUGGGAAAUGAGAAAGGAGAAUGUGGCGAGCCAGCUCUCGCCCCUGGACCCCGUAUUCCUGGACAAGGCCGCAAGCCUGUGCCGCUCCCUACCCCCAUGUUCACGAUGACUCCUGGGGACAAAGAAAUGAGUCCCCAGAAUGUAAAAGACAAAAGCGUCCCAGGGCAUCCACAAAACCCAGAGCAAGAAAAUGCAAAUUGACUUAACUCUUAGAUGGGUGAAUGAAGGGAUUCCCUUGCCCGACCUCCUGCCCGCCCACCCCCCACCCCCCAGCACCUUGACAUCCUCACUGGGUGGGAAGGAGAGGGUCGCAGGAUUUUUUGUGUGUCUCUGAUGAGCAUGAAGGAAACCAUAAGUUAAAGGAAAACAAGCACUUUACAGGCUCCCUUUUCGGUAGGACGCCCC
This is a messenger RNA of Sorex araneus (European shrew), 5436 nucleotides long. RefSeq names its product pleckstrin homology and RhoGEF domain containing G1 (gene PLEKHG1). The coding region runs from base 307 to 4449 and encodes 1380 amino acids. Gene Ontology annotation, molecular function: guanyl-nucleotide exchange factor activity. The record is from RefSeq and is a predicted model, not a curated record. Lineage: Eukaryota; Metazoa; Chordata; Mammalia; Eulipotyphla; Soricidae. The transcript is spliced from 17 exons.